UGUAUUAUCUAUCCCUCCCGACAGCUCCAUCCAGGGGCCAAGAAGGCAACACCACCCAUGGCGCUCCUCCUCUCCCCGACCGUCUCCUUCCUCUCCUCCCCCUCCGCUCCACGCUGCUCCCGAGGUCUCUCCGCCGCCGCCAAUGCAUCCUGCCCCGCCCCAAGGCUGCGAUGUAAGAGCCUCCCGUUCCUACAGAGCCCUCUGAAUGUGACUGCUACUUGUGCCUCUUUGGCCGAGAAGAGGCUGGUUCUUGUCCAUGCCGCCGCAGAGGGUGGUGAGGCUGGCGCGGAGCAGCCAGAAGAGCCGAAACCGGUGACUAAGAUCGAGGAAAUGCCGCUCGAGUCGAAGCAGAAGAUGAUCAUGGAGCAGAGGGCGCGGAUGAAGCUCGCCAAGAAACUGAGGCAGCGCCGCAAGCGGCUUGUCCGCAAGAGGAAGCUCAGGAAGAAGGGAAGAUGGCCACCGUCCAAGAUGAAGAAGCUCAAGAACGUGUGAACAGCGUUAAUGUUAGCUGCCACUCUGCCUUGGCUUUAUUGAUACCUUGUGCUUUGUCCCGUUUACCAGUUUUGCUGUUCGGAAUCUGAAACACAAUGCCUGUAAAAUGUAAUUCUGUUUUCAAGUAACUGAAUCUUCUUACAGUCUAGUGGAGUCGGUGUGUCUGAAAUU
Messenger RNA from Setaria italica (foxtail millet), 663 nucleotides. Its product is annotated as 50S ribosomal protein 5, chloroplastic. The coding region runs from base 58 to 492 and encodes 144 amino acids. Lineage: Eukaryota; Viridiplantae; Streptophyta; Magnoliopsida; Poales; Poaceae. The record is from RefSeq and is a predicted model, not a curated record. The transcript has 2 exons.